Messenger RNA from Ruditapes philippinarum (Manila clam), 6327 nucleotides. RefSeq names its product cell death abnormality protein 1-like. Gene Ontology annotation, molecular function: scavenger receptor activity. NCBI's taxonomy places the organism in Eukaryota, Metazoa, Mollusca, Bivalvia, Venerida, Veneridae. The record is from RefSeq and is a predicted model, not a curated record. The transcript has 5 exons. Bases 3114 to 5102 code for a protein of 662 amino acids.
UUUUAUUUGAGUACAGCUCGAAUUCGCUAUUCCUUUCAUUAUAUGUUUACAUCAAUAUUGACAAAAGAGGUGACGAUAAUUCUUAUAUAAAAGCAUACUAUUUAUCGUCACCUAAACCCUUUCAGCGUAAUAGCGUAGUGGUAGAGAAUUCGCUCCGUAAGUGUAGAGAUACUGGUUCGAAUCAUGAAAAGGUUUUUUUUAAUUUCCUUUUAAUUGUUUGUUUUGAGAUAUUUUUCAAUUAACAGGAUUUCACUUCCUCGUGAAUUUCACACAAAUUCGCAUUCAGCAGACAACACAGUCGAUAAUUAGCGAAUAUAUAGCAAUAAAAGAAAAAAGAUGUAUACAAAUGAGCCGAAAUUGUCAACAAGAGGGCCAUGAUGGCCCUGAAUCGCUCACCAGAAACAACUUUUUUUUUCAAUUGCAAAUUUGAACUCGAAAAACCAUGAUCAUCACCUGAGUGCUUCGUAAUCUGAACUUAUUAACCAUUGCGCUUUUCAGGAUGACAUGUUCAUAUACAGUUUGAUUAUUUUAUAUUGCAAUAAAAAUGCAUAAUAUAAUAACUGAAUAACCUGCACAACCAAUUAUAUCAUGAUAUGACUGAAUAAUGUAAACAUUAUCGUCUUCAACUGCAUAUAUACCAUAACUGGAAGUGUUAAAUUUUGUAAUGGUACAGUACAGUAGGAAUUCAUUAGGACAAACAAAAAUUUAUCCUCGACUUCGCCUGGGACAAUUUGUUGUUUAUCCUGGCGAACUGUCUGUUAGAAGACGCUUUAAAAGAAAAUAGGAGUAAGUGUAUCUGACGUUAUCUACUGGAAAAUAAAGUAUGUCCAUUUGAAAAUAUAAAACUAUUGAAAAUAUUUACAUGGCCUAUAAGCUUAGGCAGUGCAAUGUGUAGACAAAUUGUAUUUGCAUGGAAUUCUAGUGCACUUAUUUUAAUCGGACAGAAUUCACUUUCAUUCAUUAUCAAUGUUAUAAUGGCUGCCUCCAGUAUCUAGAGAGUCAUAUUUUGUCGUUCAACAUUGAAACAGACACUUAACAUGUAUUGUGUCAAUGUAAUAUGGAUAACUUUUGGAACGGAAAUAAGGUUAUUUUCCUUAUUCGUAUUUUUAACGCAAUGGUCAUUGAUUUUUUUAUUAUUUUGUUGCUGUUGUAGUAGUAGUAGUAAAGGGACAGUGAAUGUCAUGUUAUUGUUUUGUUGUUGUUUUUUUCUGAUAGAAUGUUCGACAAUAAACAAGAAAAGAUAGAGUUUCUGUAUUUUUCAACGGACAACUGUUAGUGUCGUCAAAAACAACAUCAACAAUAAACAAAUCAAAAACCAAUCAAUGCUAAAAUAAUAAGCUACGUCGUUCCUGGAAACGGCCAUUCAAUUUAUUUAAUUCUUUACCGAUUAACUGAAUUUAAUCCUGAGUUGCGCUAUCUGGUUCGCUACAACUUUCCGUCCGCUUCUAAGGUGUCCUGUUUGAGUCAUAUAAAAUGUCGCCUGUUAAGAUUGAGCUUUAGCUCGACUGUUAGAAAAAAUGGUAGAACUAUUGUACUCACCCACGUGGCGGUUUAAGGGUCACACUUGGGUUAAGUAUUUACUUUGUUGGUAAUGGGAAUAGGUUGAAACUUUACACUCUUAUUUGUGAAAAUAAUACGAGGUCACUAUCCAAGACCCUCACUUUAAUGUGGAUUUUGACAAACUAUGGACCUUUUCGAUGUUAUAAAAAUGCUAUAUUAUCCAGGACCUAGUUUUACUACCAAGCACUGAAAAUAGUCGAACGCAAGAUAAGUAGCGAUAUUUAACAUUCCCCUUCGAAGAAUUGUCGCUUUCGUCACAGGUAUUGUAAAUAAAUAACAAUAUUUCAAGAAACAUGCAGAGUUUUAAGGUUUAAUCAUCGCGUUUUUUAUAUGCUGAUUCUCACAAGGAUUCAGAUAAGCAUGUGACAAAAUCAAUGUUGAAUGGCGCCAAAUGUUCCUUACGAGUGAGUAAAAGAACGGUAACACAAGACUUUUAGAAACAAAUCUUGCAUGUCAAAAGGUGUCCUUUUACUGCCUUCGUACAGACGUAAAACACACUUUUUGAAUAGCUUUGCUGUGAUGGAGGAAUUGUCGUAUAACUAUAUAUAUUAAUUACAUACUUUCAUAAUAGAUUAUAAAAUAAUGGAAACGCCUUAUAUAAAUACAUGUAUGAUAAAGAAUGGACAUUUCCAGUGUUUAUAUGCAUUGUUAUGUUUAUUGACUGAUUAGCGAUUCACUUGCCUCACUUGUGUUAUAAAUGUUCACUUAUUGACUGUAACACUAUUUGUGAGCAAUUGAUUUAGCUAUUAAAGCGGGUGCUUAAACAGAAAAGGUCCAUUAUUUCAUUACACGUUUCUCGUUCCUGGUCUCUGUCUAUUCGGACUGAGAUGAUAAAGAACUGAAAAUCAAAACAAAAGAUAACAUACAUUUUUGAGAUUUGUAAAUGAUUCAACUUAUGCCAUUAUGUAACAGAAAAUAUCUCUCAUAACAUGUUAAUUGAACCGUCAAAGUUGACGAUGUACAUAGUAAAAUAUUUUAAAAAAUACAUGUACAUCUUUUGAAUCUAGAAACUACGAUAUACAACCAAACAAUGCUGUCGAAAGGUUAAAACUUAAAUAUGCCUUCACAAAGCACAUUAUUUGAUAUGACAUAUAAUCCUUUAGAGUAAGUCUAUAUAUUGAUUUAAAAUGUCACUCUCAGAGUGUUUUCUUUUCAGUUCAUAUUAAACAAUGUCACCAUCUUAAAGUCCGUAUUUGUAUGAUGCGGGAUAUCAGACUAUGUAAAGCAUAGCAAAUGUCACGAUUCAUUUAGUUUUAAUACUGAACUUUGAUCUUGAUUGUAGAAAAGCUACAACAUCAUACUUACCUUUAUUGUUCGUUAGUAUAAAACUGUACUAUUAUGUACAUAAAAAACAUGUUUUAAGUGAUUCUAUUGAGUUAUUGUUUUGAAAAGACAGACCCAAUAAAACCGAGUCAGCAGUUUUCAUGUAAUUUUGUUGUGAUUAAUGUACCUGAGGGAUCACACUUUUUUCCAGAUUUUAACUAUUUUGAAAAGAGGUAUUUUUUCAUCAGAAGUAUGACAGUUGAUUCUUGAACUACAAUCUAUUUCGGAUUAUGGCGGGUGUAAAACUUCUUUUAUGUUUACCAUUGGUAUCAUGCUACAUUUGUAAUGACAUUUAUUUUGGAACGGUCGACUUUCAUCUGUGUCCAGAACGGUGUGCAAAAUGCUCUUUACUUUAUUCGUGCUUAGAAUGUGAGAACGAGCUCUCGAAUAGCACGUGUAGGUCAAUAUGUAAAGUUGGUUGUGAUAUGUUGUUUAUUUCUAAUGGAACAAAUUUAAGAGGAUGUUACAGAGGCAAAGAGGGCAAUAACUGUUGUAUCUACUGUCCCCCAUUUCGUGUUUGCGCGGAAUGUGUUCAAAUUUCGGGAGGCCAAUGCGAGAAGUGCACAAAUAAUUUGUACGGUAACUUAACUCACUGUGACAAAAAGUGCGGAAAUUGCCGUCCUAAUGAAGAUGAAAUCGUAACGUGUAAUAUUGUCACCGGGCAUUGUCAAGGUGAUUGUUUAGAUGGAUUUUACGGCAACCGUUGCGAUAAGAAGUGUAGUCAAUAUUGUUUUAAUUCGCAUUCAAAUAGUAGAAAAUGUGAAAGACAUUCUGGAAAGUGUAUAUUUGGAUGUGUAGCUGGUAGAUAUAAUGAAAAAUGCCAAAGCAUCUGCAGCAAAACAUGUUUAAAUAAUUAUUGCAACCAAAGCUCCGGAACCUGCAAUGACUGCAUGCCAGGCUGGUAUGGAGAUACAUGUGAAAGCAAAUGUAGUGAAACGUGUGCUAACAAAGCAUGUGACCAGAAAACCGGACUUUGUUUAAAGGGUUGUAUUCCUGGUCGGUAUGGAAACAAUUGUAAGAGGGUAUGUAGCACGACUUGCAUUGGCAACACAUGUCAUCAAAUAUCAGGGCACUGUAAAAAUGGAUGUUUAAAUGGCUGGUUCGGGAACAGUUGUAAUAAUAUUUGUAACAGCACGUGCUUAAAUCGCACGUGCGAGCAAACUACACAGCAUUGUGUAAAUGGAUGUGUACCAGGUAAAUACGGUAUAUUUUGUAAUAAAACAUGUAGUAACACAUGCGAGAAGAAAACAUGUGAUCAAAGUAGUGGUAAGUGCCUGUUCGGCUGCGUUGCUGGUUGGUUUGGCCAGUUAUGCAACACAUCAUGUAGUAGAACUUGUUUUAAUAUAUCUUGUGAACAGAUGGCUGGAGUUUGUGACAGAGGCUGCAUUGAAGGGUACUAUGGUGAAAACUGCGAGGGGAACUGUAGUGAAACACGCUUAGAAGCUUCAUGUGAAAACUACACAACCGCCUGUCUUUCAUGUGAUUCGCGGUUUGGAAACGGUGUCACGAAAAGUUAUGAAAUUUCCACAACGAUCAUAUUUUCUAUGGACAAUAUUAUGGUGAUUUGUCUAUUAAGCGUGUUUUCUAUACUGUUAUGUUUCCUUUGUAUUCUAAUCGUCCGUCAUAGGGUUGUUGUGUACAGAAACGAAAACAUCGGUAGGGAGAUUGUCUUGUCGGAAAUGAAGAAAAACACUAGAGAAGAAUCAAUUUAUGAUGAAAUUAAAGAUUUAAAUGAUACUGACUCUCAACCAACGUGUGCUACAAAAUUUGGAGGCCCCUCCUCGCAUUUAUUAGGAGGAAUUCAAGAAGAAACACAAGCGAAAGACAGAUCUGAAGAAAGUUUAGUCAUGCUACCAUUUGAUGUCACGGUAUAUAGUGAUGCAUACGCGGAAUACAAUACCACAAAGCAAGGACUUGCGAGAGAAAAUUCUUAUCUUAGCCUGAGAACUUAUGAAACCAGAGUCUCAACGUCACGCCUAAACUCUGACACUUCAUGUGGAUCAAAGGAUGGGGAAGAUAAUAAAUUGGCCGGAAACAGCGAUGACGAUGUAGAAAAUGUAGGUCAAUACUCAUUAAAACAAUCUAAAUAUUCAUCAUCAAAGGACAGCGAAAACGAAUAUCACAUGGAAUCUACUUUAGACGCUUCAACCGAUCAAAGUGAAGAAUUAGUAACAAAUAAACAUCAUGACGACGUGCUUUAUCUACACGCAGUGAAUUAAAUAAUUGUAAAUUGUGCUUAUCUUUCCUGCUUAAUCAUUAAGUGUGACAAUCCACAUGUAGAUAUGAUAUGAUAACACUUUACAACAAAAAGCAUAAUGGUAAUAUGAUUUCAUCGAUGAAUAAAUAUUAAGUGUGCUGGUGACAAUAAUAUACUGUUUUAGUAAUGCAUUAUUUUAAAAAUUCAUACCUUAAAAGAACCUUAUUGGGAGAGUUUUCGAUGAGAUACAUUUAGUGGUUACUAGAAGAUAAAACAACACCAUUUGCGUGUCAUAUGUAAAUUGUCUUGUAAGUAAUAAACGCAAAUUUGACCAUUAGGUCAAUAAAUUGAAUCAUUAUUAUUAUCAUUAUUAUUAUUAAGUGUACAAUGGAUAAAUGCAUUAAUUCAUGAUUUUACAUGGCUGUUAGAAAACUAACUGUAUGAUUUGUUUGCCUCAAUCGUUAAUGAAAAUGUAAAAAAAAGAAGCACAAACAGUAUCAUUGGAGGAAGCCAUUGAUUGCUUCGGAUUUAAACUUCUAUAUAUUGUCUCCCUUUUUUAUCACUAUCAAACAGCUUUGCAAUGUUUUACUCCAUGAAUAAUAAGUUCUAUCUUUACAACACGCACAUGAUGACGUUUAGAGCAAUAAAAAUAAGUUGUAUAUUUAUCAAAUUGUUACAUUUUAGCUAACUUUAUUCAAUUGCUAGGCAACUAUAAAAGGUUGUCCCGUACUUCACUUCAGUUUGUUAUAUUUAUCUGGACGUACGAGAUUAUUGGUUCCAGCACUUUUAAGUUUUGAAAAUUAAAAACCGCUAAAGCCGGUACUUGGGGACAAGAGGGAUGUUGCAUUCUUUCAUUAUCUGUCAUGUACAGACUCAAUCAAACCAAGUCUGCAAUUUUCAUGUAAUUUUGUUGAAAUUAAUGUUCCCGAAGGAUCACCUUUUCCAGGUUUAUUAUAUUUCAUAUUGUUCUUUCAUUACAGAAAUUCUCCAUAUAAAGUCACUUACUUUUACAUACUCCAAAAUAACCAAGAAUGAGUUUUUUUCCCGAUAAAUGCUUGCCUUUUAUGCCACAGUGGUUUGUUUAGUAUAUCUUAUUAUCUUUUGGUCUUUCAUCAUCCGAGUAUUUUCUUAUUAUAUAAUCUUGUUUAUUAUUGAUUCCAUAAGGUUUAUUCUUCUCUUUUCUCUUUAAGAUCUUAAAAUCAUAAAUAACGUAUAUAUGUUAAUUAUCAUGGCAAACAAAGAAAUGA